UAUGCCGGUGAAGAAAGGAAAGGGGAAGAGCAAGGGGAAGAAGAAGAGUAAGCCGAACACACCUAAGAAGCACAUGGCAGGGGAAUUCCCUCUUACCGAGGAACAGAUCGCAGAACUGAAGAAAGUUUUCAAUCUCUUCACCAAAGGAAAGGGAGGUCACAUCAAGCUGGAUCAGCUGGGUCAGGUGAUGAGGGCGGCCGGCGGUGUGCCUAGCGAUCAGGAGAUCAACACUGUGGUAAACGAACUGACAAACAUGGACAAGACUUCAAUAUCAUUCCUUGAGUUUAGUGAGAUUAUAGCGGAGCACAGGAACAGGCAUGGUUUCUUGGAUCAAGAGCUCAAGGAAGCGUUCGAGAUAUUUGACGACGACGGUGACGGCUACAUAGAGUGUUCGGAGUUGAUAAGAGUACUGACUGCUAUAGGAGACACCCUCUCGGACAAGGAGGCUGACGAGCUGAUCAAGGAGGCUGAUCUUAAUGGAGACGGCAAGAUUAACUAUGUUGAGUUUGUGGGCAUGACUUGUAAACCUAAGUGAGAGCAGUUAGUUUAUAAUGAGAUGAGAGAUCAGUUGCUCAUCUGGGCAUGUGAAGAUUAUUGAGAAACCAGAACAGUUCUUGAUGCAUAUAUUAAUAUAUAUAGAAGAUUGAGAUGGUAGCUUUAAGCUUACAGAGGCUAGGGCGUGUGACUUGAACGCCAGCUGCUCAAUUAAGAGAUUCAUAUUCAGUAGGAGGAGACGUCAUGAGGAACGUUUAGUCUUUAGAUGAUAAAGAUAUGGAACUCAAACAGAGUUCAAUUGCAACGAUUUUAUACUGUAGCUAAUUUAGCUGAACAUUUGGUUCGGGAUGACUUUAAAUCAGGAAAAUUGUUGUUAAUGUGGUCGA
Messenger RNA from Bolinopsis microptera, 881 nucleotides. RefSeq names its product calmodulin-A-like. Gene Ontology annotation, molecular function: calcium ion binding. The record is from RefSeq and is a predicted model, not a curated record. The transcript has 4 exons. Gene Ontology annotation, cellular component: myosin II complex. The coding region runs from base 2 to 535 and encodes 177 amino acids. Lineage: Eukaryota; Metazoa; Ctenophora; Tentaculata; Lobata; Bolinopsidae.